AUGGCAAAUAUUUUUACAAGAAAAAAAAUAUUUGGAAAAAAUACACCUCCUGAUUUUUUGGCUAAAAAUUUUCAGAUAACUGAUAACGAAUUUUUGGGUUUUAAUGAUAAUAUUUCUAUAUUUCAUCCAGGAAAAUAUGGUAAUGAGAUUGUUUAUGCUACAUCAUCAAAUAAUUUAGGAUUUAUAUGUUAUGAUGAAUCACCACCAAUCAUUAAAUUUGCAUAUACAAUUUAUAAAAUAUUUUAUAUUGAUAAUAUUGAUAAGAAAACAAUUGUAGUGAUAACAGGAUCAGGAAAAAAAGAUUUUAAAAAUAUAUAUAUUCUUAAUAGAGAUAUCCUUUUUUCAAUCAAAAAGUCACUUGAAAAUAAAAAUUGUAUGGAAAAUAUUAUAUUUAAUGGAAAUGAUAGUUAUGUUUUAUACAAGAAAGAAGAAAUAUUUAUGAUUUCAUGUUUGAAAAUAUAUUAUGAUAUUAAUUCAUUUUCUUUUUAUUAUGCAAAUGGAAAUGGACAUUUAAAUCGAAUUAUUGGUAAAGAAUGUUUAUUGAAAUGUGAUAAUAUUAAAAGAGAAAAAGAAAUAUCAUUUUUCUUUGAAACAAUAAAUAUUUCAAAUUUUCAUUAUUUUUGUAAAAAUAUUGAAUUACAAAAUAUGGCAAAUUUUACUAUUCAAAAUUUUUUUGUCAAUGUUAUGAAAAUUGAUUCAAAAAAAGAUGAGAUAUUUAUAGUAAUUGGUGAUAAUAUACUUUUUAGUACAAUUUUUGGAUCAAAAAAAUUAAAUAUUGAAUAUUGGGAAUGUAAAUGUUCUAUUGUCAAAGUUGAUUAUGAUAGAUAUAAUGAUGCAAUAGUUGUUGUAACAUCAGAUACUUCAACAUACCUAAUUGAUGGUAAAAAUAUUAAUGAAUUCAAUCAUAUAACCAAUAAAAGUAAAUUAUUAAAUUUAGAAAAAAACUAUUUAGAAAUAAGUCACAAAAAUAUAAAAGAUUUUUUUUUUAUAAAUACAUUAACCAAUAUCAAUAAUGAUAACAAAUUAUGUUGUCCUUAUAUAAUUUUUGAUGACACUAAAAAUUUAAAAAAAAUUCAAGAAUACUCAAAAUGUUUAACAAUUUUUAAUACCAAAAAUAUUGGAAAAAAAUAUAUCAUUGAAUCAGAAAUAUAUGAUUAUCAUGUUACAAGUAAGAAAGAAUUUGAUAAUGAUAAUUUAAAUUACAACAAUAAUGACGAUAUAUUAUUUAUUCUUUGUCGCAAUGAAUUUAUUCUUAUUGACUUGAAUGAUGAUCCUUAUUAUAGAGAAAUACAUCCAGGUUUACUUUUAACAUUAGAUCAUCACACAGUUACAAAAACUGUAUUUAUUGAUAAUGUUUCAAAUGAAAUAUUUUCAAGAUUAAUUUGUUUACAAAAAAACACUUUUACAGGUAUAAAAUAUACAAGAAUGUUCGAAUUUCCAACAUCAAAAAUAGAAAAAGAAAGUUUAACAAAACAUAAUAAUUUAUUAUUAAUUGGAUAUGGAAAUGGUGAAGUAUAUUUUUUUAAAUUAAUGAAAAAUAAUUUUAAAUAUAUUUUCAAAUUGGAUACAAAAAAUAUUUUUGAAGAUGGUAUUAAUAAAAAACUUGAUAUUGAUGAUGAAUUAGAAAAUUUAUUUUUACCAAAUUUAAAUUAUGGAGGUGUAUUUGAUGAUUAUUUGGAUUCAGAAAAUCUAGCUAUAACUUCACUUUAUUUUGUCAAAGAAACAGGUGAAAUAUUUAUUGGUAAUCAUGGUGGAUAUGUUUUAAAAUUUAAUCUUCCAUCAGGAGAAGAACGUUCAAUUGAUUCAUGUAAUUUAUCACAAAUAAUUGUUUCAAAAUCAAAUUUACAAUUACCAAAAGGAGCUAUAAGUAAUGUUAAUGAUGAAUUAAUAAUUAAUAAAGAAUAUUUACAACCAUCUGAUAAUUAUCAGUUAAAUGGUAAUUGUACUAUAAAAGGUGAUGGUUCUAAAAUAACAAAAUUAGUAUAUGAAAAAGAUGAAAAAAUUUUGGUAAUUGGUACAGAAUUUAGUUUACAUAUUUAUAGUUAUAAAAAAAAUAAAAUAAUAUUUGAAACAGUAACUUUUACACAAAGUGAAUUAUCUUAUCUUUCAAAUGCACCUUUAAGCCGUUUUAAAAGUUUAAAAAAAUCAUUAAGACAAACAUUUCGUAGAAAACAAAAAAUUGAUUUUGAUGGUAAUAAAAUUUUUGAAAAUGACAAUUUUCAUUCUGUAGAAAGACAAAUAGAAUCAAGAGCAAUAUCUAAAACUAUGGAUUGUUUAUUAAGUAAAGAUCCAUGUGUUGUUGAUAUUGUUAUUGCUAAAGAAUCAUUUCAUCGUGAUUAUAUAUUAAAUAUAUAUGUUGGAUUAUAUAAAGGAGAGAUUCAUUGUUUUACUUUAACAGAUAUUAUAAAUGGUUGUUAUAGGAAUGUCUUUCCAAAAGAUACAAUAUUUUAUAAACAUUCAGCACCAAUAGUUAAGAUGAAACUUUUUACACUACCAGGUGAUAUAUGUCCAAAUAAAUUAAUAAUAGCUAAUGAAGAACGCAUUUUUACAAGACCAUUAUUAUGUUCAAAAGUUCGCAAAGACAAUUAUAAAUGGAAAAUAACAACAUUCACUGGAUGUAGAGUGAAAGAUUUUAAUAUUUAUAAUAUUUGUACAAAUGAUAUUUUAAUAUCUGCCUCGUUAAGUGAUGGAACAAUAUGUAGUAUUGUAUUAAGUGAUAAAAAAAAAUAUGCUUUAAGAAGAUUUGUUGAUGAAAGAAAUAAAAAUGCUAUUUCAACAGCAAUGUUAUUAUCUACUGGAGAACUUAUCCAUUACAACAAAAGAGGAUGUUUAAUUUUAAAAAAACAAUUUUUAAAUUAUAAUGAAAUACUCUUUUGA
Molecule: messenger RNA, 2877 nt
Organism: Strongyloides ratti
Lineage: Eukaryota; Metazoa; Nematoda; Chromadorea; Rhabditida; Strongyloididae
Product: Lethal(2) giant larvae protein homolog 2
Exons: 2
Coding region: 1-2877 (958 amino acids)
Biological process (GO): regulation of Notch signaling pathway; regulation of establishment or maintenance of cell polarity; establishment of spindle orientation
Cellular component (GO): cortical actin cytoskeleton; cytoplasm; plasma membrane
Molecular function (GO): myosin II binding; syntaxin binding; GTPase activator activity
Source: RefSeq, a predicted model, not a curated record